UGAACUCCAAUUAAGUUUACUCCAUUCAAACAGCUGAAGAAGUUUUUUUGGUCAUGAUAUUUUUUCUAAAUUUUAAAUGGCUCUCCUGUAAACUUAUAAAAAUGACGCUUAAACCAAACAGCCUUUACCCUUCAAUAUGAUAAAAAAUAUACUAAAUAAAUAAAAACACUAACAUGCUAACGCUAUCUUAUAAAGCAGUGACAUUAAUAUAUAAAAAUAAUAAUAAUAACUUAAUAGAAAUUAAAAACAAAAUUUACAAACUUUCUAUUGCGAUCGGUAUUAGAGACAAAUAUGUAUAUAUGUAUAGGUAUAUCUAGACUCCAAAUACGAGACAUAUAAACAUUGUACUUCUUGACUUGUACAUCUGGUCACAUACACCUGGUAAAUUGUGUUAUUUAAACAAUAAUAGUUUAAACAAUAAUAAUAAGAAUCAACUGUUUGUGAUUGUGCUUUUGGUGUAUCAUAUCUGAUAGUCCUUGCAAUUGCGUAAUAUGUAUAUCUACACUUCAAUUUCGCGAGGUCUUCGCAAUAUGUCUUAUUCUUCUAUUAAUUUCUAUUUUCUGUGUCUUUUUGGCCAUGCUUUCAUUGCGAUUAUAUUCAUACCGUUAUAGUUACAUACAAUUAUUCCAUUUUAUAUUUGGUCUUCCCCUCGCCUUAUUUCCAUCCACAUGUAAAUUAAUCACUCUUAAAACAACUGCAUUUUCUUCAUGUGCUAAAUUCAUUCCACACCUAAUCCAUUCGUCAAUAGCGUAUGUAGCAUAAACCAAUAGAGAUAAAAAUCUUCACGCGAGGAAAAUAUCAAACACUACUGCAAAAAAAAUAUCCUGACAUUUGAAGCUAGUCUUGGAAUAUGAACAAACGAUUAUAAUCCAUAAGCAAAAAAUACGACAUUCAGACGAAAGCAAGAACCUUGGUAUUCGUAUGACAUUUGAAAAGUUCAAAGUUUAAAAAAAAAUUCAUUUCAUUUCGAAGUCAUUGUGUAUACUUGUCAACGUGCUUAAUCAAAAGUCGUAAAAACUAGCGGAGCUAUGACCGCGUAUUUGUAUGUCAAAAUCGUAAGAUAAGCGAAAACUCUGGCUAAGAUAAUCGGACCAUUUAUGCGGGGAGGGACGAAUUUGCGUCUAUAAUUCAGUAUUGAUUGCAUGAGCGGUGCGAGGGAGAGAGGUUCACGCAACCUUGGAACCCCCGGCCGUCAACGAAGCUCCUGAGCGUCGACCUUGACUCUGUGUGUGCGGGUUGUGCCUCCCGUCCGAACAAAAACACUUCGUCGCCCUCUCCGGCGAGCGCGUUCUCGCACCCAUGCGUUAGUACAAAUCGGGACAUUAUCCGAAUCACAUCGUUUUCACUACAAAAUACUUUUUUGUGCGUAGGGCGAAAUUUUAUCCUGGUGUGCUGAUCCAUUGCCUGCGUUGCGAAUGUAUUCAGCUAAUUUGAGAACAUGGCUAACAAUGAACUAAACGCCAUUUCAACUGGUCGUUAGUAGUAUUGGUGAUGCCAGCGAAGAUGAUGAAUGCUAGAGGCGGUGCAAACGGGGCGGGUGAGGUGAGUGUGGCCGACAGUCCCCUGGCCACCUUUGAGUCACUCACGCAGGCUGCCGUUAUAGCAGUGAUGGGAGUUGCCAUUGUUGUGUCCAAUCUGCUAAUAAUCGCUGCAUUCUUGAACUUCAAAGGUCUCUCAAACGAAGUGAUAAACUACUAUCUACUAUCAUUGGCUGUUGCGGAUUUACUAUGCGGCUUGCUUGUGGUACCACUAUCAGUAUACCCUGCGAUAACAGGCCGCUGGAUGUUCGGGGAUCUCAUGUGUAGACUUGCCGGCUACGUAGAAGUCACCUUGUGGUCCGUCUCAGUCUAUACUUUCAUGUGGAUCUCCGUCGAUAGAUAUCUUGCCGUCAGAAAACCUCUCCGAUAUGAGACGGUUAGUGCAACGGUGCAAACACGUACUCGCAGUCAAUGCUGGAUGGUAUUCACUUGGAUCUCGGCAGCCAUGCUGUGUUGUCCGCCUUUACUUGGCUAUAAAAAAGAUGCAAACUUCGACAAGGAAACUUUCAUAUGCAUGCUUGAUUGGGGCACUACAUACGCCUACACUGCCACUCUAGGUAUCCUUGUGCUGGGACCUAGCGUUAUUUCAAUUGUUUACAACUACUUUUACAUUUUUUCGAUGAAACGGAAACUGCAUAGCGGAGUGCCUAUUCAUGAUAAGGAAUACGCGACUGCUUUGGCUGAGAACCUCGCUAACCCUAGCCACUGGAUGAGUUUCGUUUUGGUGUCCGUGUUCUGGUUGAGUUGGGCUCCGUAUGCCGGUGUGAGAAUGUACGAAUACGUCACCAAUCAAGAAAUCAAAAUUCCAAUGUUACAUUUCGGCAUGGUUUGGCUUGGUAUUAUGAAUUCGUUUUGGAAAAUUAUCAUUUUGAUUUCACUCAGCCCCCAGUUCCGGCUUGCGCUUCGAAUUUUGUGUUUGACUGCAUGCUGCCGCACCAAAGGACGCCUGCAAGCCGAACUCAUCGGUAUGGAUAAUGAUGACUGAAACGAAGUUGCCAUUCGUGCCCGACAGACCUACCUACAGACUCGUAUACAGUACGAGCAAAUGAAAGGGACUGUCAUAUAGCACAAGCUGAGUGGAUGUAAUGCAUCCACUACUGUCUAAUGCUGCGAACGAAUAUCCGUGGCUUGUUCAUCACAUUUCUCUCAGUGUAGACUUGAUUUUACUAAAACAUCAUUUUUAUUAUUAGACAUCAUUCUAAAUUAUUUUUAGGUAAAGCUUCAAGUUGUGAUAUUUUUUCUCGUAGUUGGAACUAUGUUUGUAAUGUGACAUUGCAAGAUGAAAUGGAAAGCAUUUUGGAGAAUCAGACGAAUUUACUGACUUUUAAUGUGAACUUUUAGUAUGUUGUCGAUAUGAAUCAAAAAAGGACCCGACUAGAAGAAAGUGAUUGGUUAUGUUUUUCUGACAAUAAUGUGCCUAAGUUCCAAUUUAAACAUUAUUUCCUGCAAUAAUACGUUCAUAUCAUUUUUAGCUAAUCAAUAGUGUGAUUUAUUAAGUAGUUUAUUAUAUUUAUUUUGUGAAUAGUUAUUAUAUAUAGAUGUGCACUAUGAAUGCAAUGUUAAAUAUUAUCAUUGCUGUAUAGAGUGAACUAGAAGAAAUAGUGUUUCAAAGUUGUUUUGUGUGGUUAAAAGGACAAAAUUAGUGGAGAAAAAAUACAGUCUGCGUCGAGAUGGACAAUUUAAUUUGAAUAAUGUGCAGUGUGAACCGGCUUAGCUAUGGCCUUUUAUUCAGGCGAAACAUUCAAACACAUUUUGUUAAAAGUGACUAGUGUUCGUUAUAUUUGCUGACCGUCCCGAGAACUAAUUGCGAUACAACGAAACGAUCGACGCUCAAUGAAUUGAACAGUUUUUUUGUUGGUCUCGUGGGAGUUUACAUAUGCAAACGUACGGAAAUAAAUAAGAAAUGUCGGAAAAUGUAAUCGAAUAAAUAGUGUUCUCGUUCAUUGUUAGAGUAUAACAUAGUAUAAUAUAAUGCACUUCAUAAUUAACAAAUUAAUAUCAUUGCAUUUUAUAUCUUAGAAGACAGUAAAAUACUUUGUUCUCACUAAUAAAAAUUAAAUGAGUGUUGUACAAUGUUUUAAUUGCAUUCUGUUGGAAUUUUGUAGUUUAUUAACGCACAUGUUUAUUGUAGUAACACAACGUAAUCAUACAGGUAUUUUAUUGUUUAAGUAGUGCAUUUAUUCACAAAUACAGAUGGCUGUGCUUAGACAUUAUCUCAUGUAACAGAUUUUAUUAGUGUUUAGAUUUGAAUGUUUCCGAUAGUUUUAUUGUUCGGCGAAUGCUAUUGUAGUUAGUUGUAUAUUAUAUAAACUAGCAAAAUUACAUAUAAAAAUAACUGUUUUUCUCAUAAUUGUGGUUAUCGAUACAAUUUUGUAUUUCAUAUAACAAAUAAAUAUUUCCGCAAGAUUAAUAAUGAAAUAGCGUGUAGAAAAUAUGUUUUGUAGCUGAACUGGACAUGAAUAUUAUAACUAUGUAUAUCAAAUAGACAAACAUGUCCAUCGAUGUAACUGUAGGUAAGUUUUAUGGUAGUAAAAAAAACGAUAAAGCAAUUGUAAUGUGUUUUGGGUUGAAUUUUGGCAAUAUACGAUGAGAGGUUGCUGGAGAAAUUUUAGAUAAUGAUGCGGUAUUUUUUAGUUUUCAAUAAAUUUCCAAUUCGUUUAUAUAUACCAGAACCAAAAGACACUAGGCACUAACUAAAGUAGGCCAUGUUUUGCUUCAUCGGGUCAUUGCUAAUCUGAUUAAGCAAUUGAAAAGGAAAUUCAAUAGGGUCCAGUGGCCAUCAUGUCAAUAUGAAACGAAAUAUUUAGUUCAAAUACGGAAAUAAUACAUAAAUAUGUUAUAUGGAAUUUGUGAUGCGUUUUGUAACUUAAAAUUGGCAAUUGGUUUUAAAUUCGAACAGCAUUUUUAAUUUUGAAUUGAAUUAUUUCAAUACUAUUUCAAAAUAGUAUGAUUUACGUUUUGCAUAAACGUUAAGAUUUUCGACUAUGUAUUGAAUAUGAGAACUAUUUGUCAUUUCUGGUGUUCAUUUUAUUUAUUGUAGUGUAGAAGAAUAUUCUUAGAUUUUCUAGAAAAAAAUCUUCUAAAAAAAAAAAAAUUAGAACGCUUUUGCGUAUUACUGUUGGAAAACAUUACAUUACAGAUUAAACGAAGGUUGAGCUAUCUUUUUUCAUUAAAACCGAAACAGUAUUUGGACUAGCCUACAAAAACUAUUCAGAAUAUGCGUUCCGUUGUAUUUAAAAUUGUUAAAAGUACAAAAUGGUUGUGGUCUUAUUAAUAAAAUAUCUCUUGUAGUUUAUAGUACGGCGAUUGCUGAUAUUUCUAUAUAAACUUGAUUAUGAAACUUUAUUUCUUAAAAACCACAACCUAAAAUAUUAAUAAACCCGUCGUUCAGGCAUUGUUUACCGGUCGUAGGGGUCAAUCUGGAAGUCGUAACCGCUACAAAGUGCUAAUGCUUGCAUGUUAUUGUGGUACACACACCAUAAUUACUGCAAAACGUUAAACUUUAAUCAGAUAUGGAAUUAAUAAUGAAAUAAUAGCUUAUUUGACUCUUGUGAUGAACUGAUUACAAAUUAACUUUGGUUGGAAAAAUAAGUCUCGAUGUUAAAUUUAUUGUACAAUAUUUAAACCUACAUAUUAUUAACAAUAAAUAUUAUAUUAGUGUUGUUCAAUCGUAGAGAAUCGAUGUUAUAUACAUAAAAUAUAUAUAGAUUUAUAAUAGACUAGUAGAGUUAAUGUUAAAAGCAAGCUGGGGUAUUAUUUUGUAAAAUUGACUAUUUUGACUGUAAAAAAUCUGUUAGAGUAAAAUAUUCAUUUAUUAUUUUAUUGCUCAGAUUACAUGUUUUUGGAUUGAGUUCUUUUUAAUACUCAACAAAACAAGUUGAUAUAUAUACAUAUCUAUGUUAACGAAGUUACAUGUCAGUGACUGGUAAAUGAAAAUAUUAUAAUAAUUUUAUAUUCGAUGGCUUCUAAUUAUUAGUAGUUUUACAACAAACAAAAUAUAUAUAUAUCUAUAUUUUAAGCUCAAUUAUGAAAUCUUUGUAAUGCCUGAGUGUAGUAUUUAAUGAGAUUAUAUAUUUGUUUAGCAAUAAUAACUUGUUUUAUGGAUAUCGUUUCUGUGUAUUAAGCGUUUAUGUUACAGUUACCAUCCCAAAAUGGUUGUGACUUUAAUAAGGUAAUAUGUAUAUCUAUCGAAUGCUACUAUCUGCCAUUGAUUAUUAGUACGUACUUCUUAAAAACUAUAAUAUAAUAUUAAUUGCUUCUAAUUUAUGGACAGUCAAUUUCGUAAUAGUAUCACGUUGGGGCUUGUUGCAGUGAAGUAAUGAAUUAACUUAUGUAUGUGCAUUUAAUUACUUGCUCAAUGGAAUGAAAUGAAAACAAUAAAAUAAGAUAAACGUUGUUAUUUCUGUUUUCGCUUUAUAAAUUAGGAGCAUAAUAUUUUUUUUUAUAAUAUAAUUUACCUACCCCAGUGAAUGCAUAGUCAAUUUCGCUCGCUAGCCUUUAAUAUCAAAAUAAUUCUAAAAAAGUUCUUCUUCGUACGAAAGUUUAAUGAAUAUAAAGGUUUAAUUUGUGAUUUUAAGUGAUUUCUUAGAGAAUUUAAAUAUUGUUAGAAAAUUUAGAAGAUUUAGAAUUUAUUAGGAUGUUAUCGCGUAUAUUAUAAUACAAAAUGCGUUGAAAGCUGAAUGAAAAGGGUAUGUUUGAAUUUGGGAAAUAAACCCUAAAUUCUUAAGCCAGGUUUUCUUACAAACAUAUUUGUCUAUUAGGGGUAUGGGAUUAGAAUCAAAUAUUUUGAAUGUUUGCUAGAAUCGAAAAUGCCCAUUAUCAAAGAAUUUGCAGCGAUUAAUAAUAAUGUUAUAACACAAAAAAAAAUCAACUGGUUAUUAUAUAAAUUCAUGAACAAAACACAGAUUUAAACUUUUAUAAAUAUUUAAAAUCUCAAAACAUUCCUUAUGAUCGAAGCCUAAAAUGCGUUCGAUUCAAGUAUUGGUUUUAUUUUAAUGUGACUCUUUAUAUACUUGAGGGACUUAUCUCCUCAAGUUUUAAGUACUAAAACGAACCUGUAAAAUCCUCGGGAUAUCAAAAUAACUCAACUUCGUCGUUCUAUCUAAGUAAUAAGAAAUAAUAACCUAAAGGGGAAUGCCCACUCUCCAUAGUGUGCUGGGCCAAAGAUGGACAUCAAAAUUAAAUAUUACUAUAAAAAUGGACUGUUUCAAAUUCUUAAAUGUAUUAGAUAUCUAAAAAAUAUAUUGAAAUUGACGCCACUAUUAUAAAAAUAAAACAUUUGAAGUAUUCUCAAAUACUGAAAUGUUUUAUUUAUAUACUUAAAAUGUUUACUUAAUACGUAAAAAGUUUUGAUGCUGGCAAUAUUUUUCCCGCAAAAAUCAAAAACCUUGUUUUUUCAAUAGUUACUUUUUUAAACUACUUAUUGUAAACUGUAGUGGCGCUUAUUUGGAAGAAAGUAAAUGCAUAUUUAUUUAUGACAAAAUUAAUGCACUAAGUGUUUUUUCUCUAAUCUAUUGUCCGCUUUGGGCCUGAAAUAGGCAUUCCCCUUUGAAGUUCCGGUAAUCAAUCAUUCUAUUUCCUUACGUUCAAUAGUUAUUUGUAUUGAGCGAUAUAAUAAUUUAAAAUCAUACCUAAAUACUCAUAUUUAUCAAUAUACUGCUAUUUGGUGUUUUUAUCUAAUAAAUAUUUAGCUCCUA
Molecule: messenger RNA, 7234 nt
Organism: Bombyx mori (domestic silkworm)
Lineage: Eukaryota; Metazoa; Arthropoda; Insecta; Lepidoptera; Bombycidae
Gene: DopEcR
Product: G-protein coupled receptor 52
Exons: 5
Coding region: 1492-2523 (343 amino acids)
Biological process (GO): G protein-coupled receptor signaling pathway; cellular response to hormone stimulus
Cellular component (GO): plasma membrane
Molecular function (GO): G protein-coupled receptor activity; peptide binding
Source: RefSeq, a predicted model, not a curated record